Lactuca sativa (garden lettuce) is the source of this 1155-nucleotide messenger RNA. RefSeq names its product ethylene-responsive transcription factor ERF035. Lineage: Eukaryota; Viridiplantae; Streptophyta; Magnoliopsida; Asterales; Asteraceae. Gene Ontology annotation, molecular function: DNA-binding transcription factor activity; DNA binding. Gene Ontology annotation, biological process: regulation of DNA-templated transcription. The record is from RefSeq and is a predicted model, not a curated record.
UAUUAUGUUCUUGUAGGUAUCAAUGUCUAAAUAUCAUAAAUAUACCUCUUUGGUCACAGAAGCACCGCAAGUCAACAUGGAGAAUGCAUCAUUAUCCACCACCACUUCCUCCACCUCUACCACCAUCACCACCACCACUUCCUCCACCUCUACCACCACCACCACCGGUUGUUCCUCUGUGUCGUCUACCUCCACCUCCUCUGCAUCAACCACAGAGAUCAUGAAAUGCGGUGGAAAGGAAGUGAAACCUGAAAAGGGGUUAAAAAGAGCUCAAAAGGGUAAUAAUGGCAACGAACAAAAGAAACAGAAUAAAAAUGGUGAUGGUGGUGAACAUCCGAUGUAUCGUGGUGUGCGUAUGAGGAGUUGGGGCAAAUGGGUGUCUGAAAUCCGUGAGCCACGAAAGAAAUCAAGAAUAUGGCUUGGAACCUUCCCAACAGCUGAGAUGGCAGCUCGGGCUCAUGAUGUAGCGGCUAUAGCCAUAAAAGGUCGUUCGGCUUACCUUAACUUUCCUGAAUUAUCCCACCUACUUCCACAACCAGCCACCACAUCACCAAAGGACAUCCGGGAAGCUGCCAACAAGGCUGCCGCCACAUGUGGUGGAGAUGAAUCUGAGCCACCAUGUCAACCCAUGCUUUCUCAUUCUCACUCGUCCACAACUUUAUCAUCAUCAUCAUCAUGUAACAUUCAUGAUUCGGUCACAUCGACAUCAAAUCAAGAAGAUGACACAUUUUUCGACUUGCCUGACCUUGCUCUUGAAAACGCCGAUCGAAGUGAUGCUUUCCGUUUCUACCCUUCAUCUUGGCAAUUAGAGGCUGGAGCAGAUACAGGGUUUCGGCUUGAAAGUGAAGAGCCGUUUCUUUGGCACAUUUACUAGUGAAGAGAUAUGGUUAUUUAAAAAUUAUACAUUAAUUCUUCAAAGUUACCAUAUUUACUAAUCACAUUCCCUGUAAAUUCAGCCAACAUAGCAAAAGCCAGAAAUUUAGGAUUGAUUUAUUGUAGGACACAUCACCUGUAUUUUUAUAUUUGUAGAUCUUUUAUAAAAUAAAGGAUAAUUAUUAGAGGAAAAAUAUGGAAACUAUUUACGGUAAAAUUCUAAAUUUGGCCAUUAUAUCUUGUUAUUAAAUAAAAUACAAAAAUCGAUCUUUGAUAUAUUAA